This is a messenger RNA of Blumeria graminis f. sp. triticale, 1344 nucleotides long. The record is from the annotation of a GenBank genome assembly. NCBI's taxonomy places the organism in Eukaryota, Fungi, Ascomycota, Leotiomycetes, Helotiales, Erysiphaceae.
AUGUCAACUCUAGAAGACCUCGAGGAUCUCGAGCGCGCACAAGUUGGAGAUGAGAAAGAUGCAGAGAUGAAAGAUUCAGCCUUAGAAGGCAAGGAAGAGGAUUCUCUCGACGACGAAAUAUACACUCUCAGUACAGCCGAUAUAAAUACAAGAAGGCGGCUUCUAGAAAAUGACUCACAGAUCAUGAAGAGCGAGUACCAGCGACUGUCACAUGAAAAAGCUACGAUGGGCGAAAAAAUAAAAGAAAACGCAGAUAAGAUUGAGAAUAACAGGCAACUGCCCUAUCUUGUUGGUAAUGUUGUCGAGCUACUUGACCUCGAUCCAACUGUUGAAUCUCAAGAGGAGGGUGCCAAUAUUGACCUAGAUGCAACUCGGGUUGGCAAGUCCGCUGUCAUAAAAACCUCAACUCGGCAAACCAUAUUCCUCCCACUUAUAGGACUAGUUAGCCCGGAAAAUUUAAAGCCAGGUGACCUAAUCGGCGUGAACAAGGAUUCCUACUUAAUUCUAGACACACUACCAGCUGAAUAUGACAGCAGGGUAAAAGCAAUGGAGGUUGAUGAAAAACCAAGCGAGAAGUACACAGAUGUUGGCGGACUUGACAAGCAGAUUGAAGAGCUUGUCGAAGCAAUCGUAUGGCCGAUGAAGGAAGCUGAGCGCUUUAAGAAAAUUGGAAUAAAAGCACCUAAAGGUGCAUUAAUGUAUGGCCCUCCAGGUACGGGAAAAACGCUCCUUGCUAGGGCGUGUGCAGCUCAAACAGACGCUACAUUCCUUAAACUCGCCGGGCCUCAGCUUGUUCAAAUGUUCAUAGGUGAUGGUGCCAAAUUAGUACGGGAUUGCUUUGCUUUAGCAAAAGAGAAGGCUCCGGCAAUUAUAUUUAUUGAUGAGCUGGAUGCCGUGGGAACUAAGCGAUUCGAUAGUGAGAAAAGUGGAGAUCGAGAAGUGCAGCGUACUAUGUUGGAACUUCUGAACCAAUUGGAUGGGUUUGCUUCUGAUGAUCGCAUCAAAGUUCUAGCUGCUACCAACCGAAUUGACGUUCUUGAUCCCGCGCUACUACGGUCUGGCCGUCUAGACCGUAAAAUUGAGUUUCCUCUGCCAAACGAAGAGGCUCGGGCUCAGAUCCUCAAAAUCCACAGUAGAAAAAUGACAGUUGACGACGCUGUAAACUGGCCAGAAUUAGCACGAAGUACAGAUGAAUUCGGUGGUGCUCAACUCAAAGCAGUUUCUGUCGAAGCAGGAAUGAUUGCUUUGAGGAUGGGGAAAAACAAAAUUAGUCAUGAGCACUAUGUCGAUGCCAUAGCAGAAGUGCAGGCAAAGAAGAAGGAUACUGUCAAUUUUUACGCAUAA